AUGAAUGAAACCUCAUCAUCUCUUGAUUUAAGUACAUUAUGGGUUGAAUAUAAAAAUCCCGAUGGGCGUAUUUAUUAUUACAAUGCCAAAACUCGUCAAACGACAUGGACAAAACCAGAAGGACAACGUGUUAUGUCUCAAAGUGAACUUGAUCAAUUACUUGCUAGUCAAAGUGAUGCAUCAAAGAAACAUGUUGCACCAAUAGAUACGGAUACGAUCGAAGAGGAAACUGAAUCAAUAAAAAAUGAUAUUAUACCAUCUUCACCAACAAAUGACACUUCAGCAGCGAAUUAUAAUCCAUAUUCAUAUCCACCACCUACACUUGGUAUGCCAUUUGGUACAUUUCCGCCACAUUUAAUGCCACACAUGGCUCAGAUUAUGCAAAAUAAUUUUCCAGGUUUUGGUUCAAUACCUCCGCCCGCACAUUUACUUCGUUUUAUGAUGCCACCGUUUUUAAAUCCAACAGGUUUAACGGCAGGAAAAACUCUAGAAACAUUACAAACAGAAUUAAAAAAGUUACGUGUACAAUUAAAAGAACUUGAAGGAAAAAUGGAAAAAAUCAAUAAUGAAGCAUCAGUUUGGUCAGAAUUUAAAAAUCCAGAAGGACGACCGUAUUAUUAUAAUUCUAAAACAACUGAAUCAACAUGGGAUAAACCUAUUGUAUUAAAUGAUGUGAUUGAUUUUCAAAAUCAACUUGAACAUGUAAAUAAAACAAUUCAUGAAUCUGAAAAAGAAGCUAAACGACUCGAAAGUGAACAAAGUCAAUUAGCCGCAGUAACAGCAACAACAACUAAUGCUAGUGAUAAGCAACCACAACAAGCUGCUGCAACACCAGCAUUCAUUAAUGGAUUUACUUUAGAAAAAUUAGAUAAUAAUGAAAUGAGACGUUUUGGUGAAUCAGGACUAGGAGCAGAUCGAAAUGCAAUAGAUGAUAAAUCAAAAGGUAAAGCUAGACCGGUAUCAACAAAACCGAUAUCCGGUACUCCAUGGUGUAUUGUGUGGACAAGUGAUCAGCAAGUGUUUUUUUUCAAUCCAACAUCACGUAUAUCACUGUGGGAUAGGCCAGAAGAAUUAAAAGGACGAAUGGACGUUGAUGAAAUGAUCCAAGCAGCGCUGCCACAAGAUGAUCAAACAAAUAAUAAUAAUAAUAGAACAACUGCAACAAAACAAAAACUAGAUUCAACACCCGAUGGAACAGAACCUGAAACUAAAAAACUCAAAUCGGAGCCAAUUUUAGCUACAAAUACUUCUAAUGGCAAUGACAACCAUGAUAAUGAAGCAAAACUUGUACAACAUACUACUGAACGUUUAAAUAUUACACAAGAAUCUAGUUAUGAUGCAGAAACAAAAGCAGCUAAACAAAGAGAAUUAAUUCCGUAUGAAACACGGAUUAAACAAUUUCGUGAAAUGCUUGCUGAGAAACAAGUUAGUGCAUUUACAACAUGGGAACAAGAAAAAAGUAAAAUUGAUCAUGAUCUACGUUUUUCAUUGUUAUCAGCUAAAGAACGAAAACAAGAAUUUGAUCGUUAUACGCAUGAACGAGCUGAUGAAGAACGACGAGAAAAAGAAGCUAAAAUUAAAUUAAAAAAGCAAGAAUAUCGUGAUUUAUUAAUAGAAUCGAAUGUUUCAAUAAAAACGACAUUCACUGAAUUUUCAGCACGACACAGUAAAGAUGAACGUUUUCGUGCGAUAGAAAAAAUACGAGAUCGUGAAGCAUGGUUUCAUGAUUACAUGCAAGAAUUGAAAAUCAAAGAAAAACAAGGUUCUAGUCGUCAUAGUGACAAAGAAAAAUUAAAAAAAGAUUACUUCUCACUAUUAAAAGAAUUAAAAGUCACUCGAAAUUCGUCUUGGUCUGAUACAAAACAUUCCGGUGAACAUGAUUCACGUUAUAGAGCUAUUGAAUCCAGUUCAAGACGUGAGGAUUGGUUUCGUGAAUAUCAAUCAAAACAUAUUGAUGAAACAACAACUAAUUCCAAUGAAACAAAUGAAGAAAACAUCGAACGACAACGUGAAAAAGACAAACAAAAUCGUAUUGAUGCUAGUAUAAAAAAACGUGCUGAAGAAGUGAAAGAACAAUUAUCUGGUUUUCAACGUGAAUUAGAUAAAGAACGUGAACAAUUGAAAAAAGAUAAAGCCAUAGAAAAUUUUAAAGCAUUAUUAACUGAUAUGGUCCGAACACCUGAUGCUGAAUGGAAAGAAACAAAAAAGAAUUUACGUAAAGAUUCGCGAUGGGAUCAAGAUAUCGAUCGUAACGAAAAAGAACGUUUAUUUGAAGAACAUAUUAGUUUGUUAGAAAAAAAACGUAAAACAGCUUUUCAUAAUUUAUUAAGUGAACAUUGUACAUUAACAUCGUCAUGGAAAGAUGUUAAAAAAAAUAUAAAAUCUGAUCCACGUUUUGAAAAAAUUUGUUCUAAUGAACGUAAACGCGAUUUAGAAAAGGAAUUCGAAAAUUAUAUAAAAGAUAAAUAUCAAACAGCGAAAACAGACUUCAAAGAGUUAUUAAAAGAGACAAAAGUAAUUACAUACAGAUCACUUCAAACAAUUAGAGAAUCAGAAGAACAAAAUCAUUUACGUGACAUUGAAAAGAUUUUACAAAAAGAUAAACGUUAUUUACUAUUAGAUGUUAUACCAGAAGAACGUUCGAAAAUUUUAAUGGACUAUUUAGAAGAUAUUGAACAACGUGGUGUUCCACCACCGCCAACAGCAUCAGUAGACAGGCGAAAGCUUUGA
This is a messenger RNA of Rotaria socialis, 2730 nucleotides long. NCBI's taxonomy places the organism in Eukaryota, Metazoa, Rotifera, Eurotatoria, Philodinida, Philodinidae. The record is from the annotation of a GenBank genome assembly.